Messenger RNA from Prosopis cineraria, 1116 nucleotides. RefSeq lists its product as uncharacterized. The transcript has 2 exons. Lineage: Eukaryota; Viridiplantae; Streptophyta; Magnoliopsida; Fabales; Fabaceae. The coding region runs from base 1 to 1116 and encodes 371 amino acids. The record is from RefSeq and is a predicted model, not a curated record.
AUGGUUCAACAUCUUCCCAAAGGUUCUAUUAGUUCAUGGGAGGAUCUUGAGAACAAGUUUAGAGCUCGAUUCUUCUUUGAUGAUAAAACGGUGGAAGUAAGAGAUGAAUUUCUUAGCUUUAAGCAAUAUCCAGAUGAGCAUCUCUAUGCAACUUGGGAGAGAUAUAAGAUGUUGAUGAAGAAAUGCCCUAAUCAUGGGGUGGAUAAAUGGGUAGUGAUUCAGAUCUUUUGUAAUCAUCUGAAUCUAUCUUCGAAAGCCAUGGUUGAUUCUAUCACAAAUAAGAGAUAUCAAAAUGUGCCUGUUAAUGAAGUUUUUUGCCUCUUAGAUCAAUUAUCUGUGAACAACACUCAAAACAUGGAUAGAAGGAAUACAUUAAUAAUGACUAGUGCUAAAGAUAAUUCCUCUUCCCAGAUUGUAUCCAUCUUGAAUGCAAUGAACAAGUGUUUUGAUAUGUUGGAAUUUCAAAUGCAAAGGGGAAAUUCUUAUAAUGUGCAUGCUGUCCAAGCCAUUCCAACUAUAUGCAAUCAAUGCAAUGAUGUUCAUUUGCCCAAUCAAUAUCCUCUUUAUAUGACCCCUGAGUCUGUCAACUAUAUGGGAAAUUCUUCAAAUCAACCUUCAUCUUCCAAUAUUAAGCCAAUUCACCCUCCGAGUUUUCAAGCUCCACCAAAGCCAAUGCCAGUUAAGGAAGAGGAGUCUAGAAUGGAAAAGAUGUUAGCACAAAUCUUGAGUAAUCAAGAGUCUACAAGAGUUGAAACUAAGGCAACUCUUACUCUUCAUGAUACCACAAUUAAGAAUCUUGAAGUGCAAAUGGGACAAUUGGCUUCACAAAUAAAUGCUAUGUCAAGAAGCAAUCUCCCUAGUGACACCAUUCCAAGUCCUAAAAGGGAUGGUAAAGAGGAGUGUAAAGCAAUCACUUUGAGAAGUGGGAUGCAAUUACCCAAAGUUCUUAUAUCAAGUGCAAGUGGUAUGAGUAGUAGUGCUACUAAGGUGGUUGUUGAUAAUGAAGUGAUUAAUAAAGAAAUUGUGGUUAAAAAGUGUGACAACUCGAAGAAUAAUCAAGAAAAGAAAAAGAAUGAAGAUCAAGCCAAAAAGGUUGGUGAUGAGAAAAAGCAAUAA